Molecule: messenger RNA, 528 nt
Organism: Populus euphratica (Euphrates poplar)
Lineage: Eukaryota; Viridiplantae; Streptophyta; Magnoliopsida; Malpighiales; Salicaceae
Product: putative disease resistance RPP13-like protein 1
Exons: 2
Coding region: 104-511 (135 amino acids)
Source: RefSeq, a predicted model, not a curated record
UUUCUUUCCUUUUCCAUUCGUUAAACGUCUUAUUCUCUUCACUAUCUUCUUCUCUACAAUUCUCUGCUUCUGCUUCCUUCCAAUUCUCUGCAAAGAUCCCAUCAUGGCUGUGGAGUACAUUGGAGGAUCAAUUCUCUCCGCUGUCAUUGAGGUUCUGAGCGAGAAGGUGACCGCUCCUGAGAUUCUGAGCUUCUUCAAAAGCCACAAGCUCAAUGAUGGUCUUCUGGGAAAGUUGAAAGAAACACUGAAUACUCUCAACGGACUUCUCGACGACGCGGAGGAGAAGCAGAUUACCAAGCCUGCUGUGCAGAGGUGGCUUAAUGAUGCUAGACAUGCUGUGUAUGAAGCUGAGGACUUAAUGGAGGUGAUUGAAUAUGAACAUCUACGAUCCAAGGAUAUUAAAGCUGCCUCUCGACGUGUGAAGAAUCUGGUAAGGAAUUUGUUUCCAAUUCUUAAUCCAGCCAAUAAAAGGAUGAAAGAGAUUGAAGCAGAGUUACAAAAGAUCUAUUAGAAGCUUGAACGUUUAGU